Messenger RNA from Osmia bicornis bicornis, 1731 nucleotides. RefSeq names its product putative mediator of RNA polymerase II transcription subunit 26. The coding region runs from base 1 to 1731 and encodes 576 amino acids. NCBI's taxonomy places the organism in Eukaryota, Metazoa, Arthropoda, Insecta, Hymenoptera, Megachilidae. The transcript has 6 exons. The record is from RefSeq and is a predicted model, not a curated record.
AUGCAGCAGUUUGAAAGAACUGCACUUUCUACGUUAUGUGUACUUGCAGUUUUACUGCUAACAGCACUGCCCAUGUGCAUAGCACAAUUUUCAAUACAGGGACCUAGUGACGGGAAUCGAGUCGCCCAGGGUUUAACAGUACAGGAAGGGAAAGGAGUUCAAUACACAGAGCAAAGUGAACCGGUCAACGGUGGCUUCACCAUUCAAGGUGCUCAAGAUAGUCACUCCAAUGUUCAAAGUGGCUCAGAUGGCCAUACAAAUUUCAAUAUUCGAGGUUCCAGUGACGCCGGUGCAGAAAGGUACAAUUUCCAAGGAGCUACUACUGGAGGAUAUAAUAUUCAAGGAGCAACGGAUGGACAUAGUCAGCCUCAAUCGUACAUUCGAGGCUCAUAUGCUGGCGAUCCUGCUACUAAAUCUCUUGAGUACAAUGACCCAAGCGGAUCAAGGGUGAAUUGGAGAUCGUACGAUCGUCAGUCAUUGCCAGGGGCACAGCAACAGACGCAGUAUUCGGAAGCCGUGGCUCCGGCACCACGACCACGGCAACGCGGGCAUGCGCAACGUCAACCGCAGCCCCAACCGCAACAGGAAAUAGUGAACCCGAUACCAUCAAAAAGCUUGGACAGUGCACCAGAUUACAUUAAACAGCUCCUUCAGUUCCAGGCUCAAAUUCCAUAUGUAAACAUCAUUCCUGAACCGUUUAGAUACGAUGCUUUAGUGACGACACAAGAACAAGCUCAAGAAAAUCCACAACCUCAGUACCAACGCGUGGAACAGGAAGCUCCAGAACCAAGGCGUCCAGCUUACCGCGGGAAACCACGUGGUCCGUCUAGACAUAGACGGCAAGCGCCGGGACACAGACCGGAAGCUGGGCCGCAACAAAAACAGAGACCUUCGCAACCACCUGCUGAGCCACAGUACAGAUACUCAACGAACCUACCACCAACGCUACAGCAACUGUUAAAAUUUCAGGCGCAGACUCCUUAUAUUAAUAUCAUACCUGAACAGUUCAGAUUUAAUCCAGAAGCUGCAAUACAGGAACAGAUGCACCAGGUGCAAAGUCAUUAUCAAGAUCUGUUGAGACAGCAACCAUCAAAGCCAGUCGUGCAAGCAGCAACAUUUGGAAGAGCAUCGACCCGAGCUCGAGCUCAAGAACCAGAAGAAGAGCAUUCCAGACAAAGAAGACAAGCUCCUCAUCAGCAUCCACAGCCACAGCAACUACCAGCAGAACCUCGACCACAAUAUUCGACCAACCUCCCAAGCGACAUUCAAAAUCUGCUGAAGUAUCAGGCUCAAAUUCCAUACAAUAUCAUUGCCAAUCAAAUCAGUUAUCGCCCUGAAAAGCCUUACAUUCCUCAACCUGUUCAACCUUCUGCACCUUCUCAAGAAUCCCAAUACCAAGCUCAAUACCAAGCACAGCAAGCUCAAUAUCAGCCUCAACAAGCCGAGUACCAACCACAGCAAGCUGAGUACCAGCCACAACAAGCUCAGUAUCAGCCUCAACAAGCUCAGUAUCAGCCCCAACAAGCUCAGUAUCAGCCCCAACAAGCUCAGUAUCAGCCUCAAUACCAACCUCAACAAGCUCAGUACCAACCACAGUACCAAACUCAAGCAGACCGAUAUCAAGGACAAUCAAGUGGAUACAAUCAGCAAUAUAACAGUCAGAUACAGUAUCCCUCUGGAUACAAACAAUCUGGGAAUGAAGUUCGUCCUGUCAAUGAGAAUAACUACUGA